UUUUUUUUUUGCAAAUACGACAUUAUUUGUUUAUAAUAUAUUAGCAAAUACAUUAAAUUUUUUUUUAUAAAACCUAUUAGUUCCCAAAUAUUGGAAAGCGAACUUCAAAAACAACAAUAAGUAAAAGAAAAAAGAAAAAUGAGGGUCUUAAUACCGAAAGAAGAAACAGCCAUCAUUGAUGAUCCUUCAUUGACUCAUCGUCCAGAGUUGAAAUAUAAAGGUUUAAUAAAUGAAAAUAGUCAGAAAAAGUUUCGAAACUACGAAGAUAAUUUGCAAACAUUAAAUGUAAUGAAUACAUACCAACAAAUGCAUGCUAACCAAACUGUUGCUUUUGGUAUAGAAAAAAGAAAAAAGUGGUUGAAAUUUGAUCAUGCUGAGAUGACAAUAUUGGAAGCAGUAACCUUGCUAGACAAUUUAGUGGACUCCAGUGAUCCUGAUAUUGAUUUACCAAAUUCAAUGCAUGCUUUCCAGACAGCUGAAAAGAUCAGAGAAGUACAUCCAGAUAAAGACUGGUUUCAACUGACAGGCCUCAUCCAUGAUCUUGGAAAAGUUAUGGCAUUAUGGGGUGAACCACAGUGGUGUGUUGUUGGAGACACAUUUCCUGUAGGAUGCCAAUUCCAACCUACAUGUGUAUUUUACAAAUACUUUGAAGAAAAUCCAGACUGGAAUCAUCCGGAAUAUAGCACACCCAACGGCAUCUAUAAAGAGAAUUGUGGACUAGAUCAAGUGAUGAUGUCUUGGGGACAUGACGAAUAUUUGUACCAAGUACUUAAACAUAACAAAGCUACACUCCCAGAAGAAGCACUUAAUAUGAUUCGUUAUCAUUCUUUUUAUCCAUACCAUGCAUCUGACAGUUAUAAAAAUUUAUGCAACGAAAAAGAUGUUUUGAUGUUACCUUGGAUACAAGAAUUCAACUUGUUUGACUUGUAUACAAAAAGUGACAAACUUCUCGACCCAAAAGCUUUGCAACCUUAUUACCAAUCUUUAGUUGAUAAAUAUAUACCUGGAUUUCUAAAAUGGUGAUCUUUUGGAAAUUUUUGAACAUAUUUUAAUAUAAUUUUUAAUAAAAUAAUAAAUAAUUUUAAUAUAAUAACACUUGUUGUAGUUAAGUCGUUUAAGUUCAAACUUCGUUUGGUUUCAUCAUAUUUUUUUUUAAUAAAAUUUGUUUAAUUUCAUAAUGAAUUUU
Messenger RNA from Hydra vulgaris (swiftwater hydra), 1186 nucleotides. Its product is annotated as inositol oxygenase. Gene Ontology annotation, biological process: inositol catabolic process. NCBI's taxonomy places the organism in Eukaryota, Metazoa, Cnidaria, Hydrozoa, Anthoathecata, Hydridae. Gene Ontology annotation, molecular function: iron ion binding; inositol oxygenase activity. The record is from RefSeq and is a predicted model, not a curated record. Gene Ontology annotation, cellular component: cytoplasm.